AUGACCGACUCGGCAUCGGCCGACAAGACCGGCAUGUCGAACACUCUACUGCUCGGACUAAUGAUGGGUGGAGCUGUGGCUCUGGUGAUGCUCGUCGCCGUGUUCGUCUACAUCAAGACAAAUGCCAAGGAUGAAGACGAAGACGACAUGGACCCCGUGCUUCGAACGGCACGUCAUGACGCUACUAAAGGCACCGCACAGUCGUCGACGGUGAAUGCGAACUACCACGACAACCACAACAUUCAGAUUGCCCUCGCACACUCGCAAAUGUCGUUACCGCCCAUGGCCCAGUCCGGCCAUAGCAGCCAGUACUCCUCCCAGUACUCGGACUCGCAGUACUCUUCGUUCUACGCUCAAAGUGCCUACAGUACGGACCAGUCGGCCAGUCAGGUGGUAGGCAAAUACCCCGGUAUGCGUCAAGGCAAGGGGGAGAACGACGUCGCCGGCUCGGAAAGUGAGAGCGACUUCGAGGGCGACUCGAUCCAGGAUAUGUCACAAGCGACCAACGUGUGGAACACUGCCGGCCGGAACCGAAACCGUGCCGGCCCGGCAGCCGGCAUGGACCGGUCGAUGGCAGAGUCCCGGUUUGAGCCGAGUGACUCUCGCUCUACCUCUGCGAGCGACUACAAUGGUAAAAACCGCUUCCAGGAGUCCGAGUACACGGAGUACCGCAUGUCCACAGGCUACGAGAGUAGCUAUGCCGGUGGCAAAAGUGGCUACGACAAGAGCUUUGCCGCCACUAAGAGUGGGUACGAGAAGAGUUACGCUUUCCAGAGCAGCGGAUUCAGCGAGUACGAACGGGCUGUUGCUCCGCCUCGAAACCGGGGCGACAGUACCAACAGUGACGCGUCUUCGUUCUACCGAGGGAAAGAGUCCCGGUUCACGGACGCGUCGUACUGCUGA
Phytophthora infestans T30-4 is the source of this 903-nucleotide messenger RNA. RefSeq lists its product as uncharacterized. Bases 1 to 903 code for a protein of 300 amino acids. Lineage: Eukaryota; Oomycota; Peronosporomycetes; Peronosporales; Peronosporaceae. The record is from RefSeq and is a predicted model, not a curated record. The transcript is spliced from 3 exons.